GGUCGACUGUAAUAUUGAGGAUGCGAGGUAACGAACAAUGUAAACCCAUAUGCGGAUGGAUAUCGUGGAUUGGAAUUAAUUGUAGAUUUUAUAAAAUUGUCUAAAUGUAAAGAAAAGGGGAUUUAUCAUUGGACGUUGGCGGCAUCGCGUUGAGACAGAUCCGGGUGCGAUUGAACGAUAGUGCACCGUUGAAGUUCGACUAGAGGUACUGUCAGACAAAACAACGGUGUUGCGUUGUGCAUCCGCAUCGCUUUAAUACUUUAUUCAUUCGUGACUCGUCCAGAUUUUAUAAUUCAAGGCCACGGAGACCUUCGAUUUUAAAUGUGCUGCCCACCCCAAGGGCACAGGCUGCGACCAUUGUUUCCUUGUCAUAUUUCAUACACAACAACACAGCGUCUUUCGUCCAUGCACCUACCAUGCACCGACAGCUCACUAAAAUAUUUACGUGGCUGCUGGCGUGUUGGUUUGCUUUGUGUAUAGACGGCAGCCUGUCUCCUCAUUCUUUCUAACGACACCACGCGCAAUUAAGGUAAGAAGCCGCGUUAUUACCGCGAGACCCAUAACUGAACUUAGACUCAUACUAAUUAUAUAAAUACCCAGAAUGGAAUAUUAAUAACAUAUUUAAAGAAAUUCUGCCUCUUAUCUGAGUGGAAAGAGCGGGAGGGACGCAGAAAGAGGUGUGAGAUUACGAGCGAACGCGCGCUCGCUGCGUCUGCUCGUGCGAUCCGCUCUGUAACUCAAUCAGGUUGUAGAGCUGUGAAGGGAGAGGACGCGCUUUUCAGGGGAGAGAAGGAGAGAGAGAAGUGUCCACAGAGAGCUUCAGGGGUGGACCGUAUGGCGCGGGUGUUAUUGCAUCACGUAACAUUGUGCUAGUGAAAACAUAAGCAGGGACAUUUGACGGAGAGAGAGAGGAGAGGAGGAAGCGUUCAGUCAGUGUCGGCAGAUGAUGAGGAAGGAUGCGGCCAUACUGAAGGACCAGCGUUAUAACAGGGGCGCGCAGAGGGAUUCACUGAGCCAUGAGGAGAGAGGCGCUACGAAGAGAGGGGAAAUUUCACCGCAUCACUUCCAGUGCACGACAGCGAAGAGUAAAUACAUUUAUGUCGCAUGAGCCUAUCAUGCUGUAAGCAGAGAACGGAUAAGCAAGAGUGAUUCGUCUUUGUCUUUUUCGCUAAUGGACAAGUGGACACUGGGGCUAUGCUGGAGCUUCGGCCCCUGCUGUCCACCCCAUCUCCUCCCUGCUGAGGCUCCCGGCCGGGCCCCGGAGCACAGAGGGUGAGAGAGACAGCCUCAUGCAGGCACGCAAGAAGUACGUGCUUCUGAGCCUAUGCACGUGCUGCUGGCUGCUGCUUUAUUAUUGGGGUGGCUUGCAGGAACGCCUUCUGGGUCUCAUCACCCACAGGAGGGGGGAUGUGGCACGGCCCUGGCCCGACUGGCUGGAUCGGGCCCUGCUCCCAGGCUACGCUGACCAGGCCGAGCUUCAGCAUGGCGGAGGACCCGGUGAGUCACCCAGGCAACGGCGGCAGGCAUGGGCUGGAAUUUACAAAGACAGUCGAUGUAGGAUGGACACCUGCUUUGACUUUGCCAGGUGUCAAGCUCAAAAUAGUUUUCGUGUGUACGUCUAUCCACCAGAGAAAGGAGAACGGGUGUCAGAAAGUUAUCGGAAGAUUCUCACCUCAGUUUCCGAAUCACGCUAUUACACGUCGGAUCCGCGCGAAGCAUGCCUUUUUGUGCUGGGCAUCGACACGCUGGACAGGGACCAGCUGUCCACACAGUUCGUGCCCAACGUUGACGAACGCAUUCGAGGAUAUCCUCUCUGGAACGACGGGCGCAACCACGUCAUCUUCAACCUUUAUUCGGGAACCUGGCCUAAUUACACAGAGGACCUGGGCUUUAAUGUAGGUCAGGCCAUUUUGGCCAAAGCAAGCCUGAACACUGAACACUUCAGACCGGGCUUUGACGUCUCCAUACCUCUUUUCUCUAAAGAACACCCGCAAAAGGGCGGCGAGAGGGGAUGGUUAGUUCGCAACACCGUCCCGCCACGACGGAAAUACUUGUUAAUGUUUAAAGGGAAACGUUACUUGACGGGCAUCGGCUCAGACACUCGCAAUGCUUUGCAUCAUAUCCACAACGGCAAGGACAUUGUGUCGCUAACAACGUGUCGCCACGGCAAGGACUGGGAGAAACACAAGGACGCACGCUGCGACCAUGACAACCAAGAGUACGAAAGAUUUGAUUAUCAAGAGCUGCUCCAUAACUCCACCUUCUGCCUCGUUCCUCGUGGCCGGCGCUUGGGAUCGUUCCGUUUCCUAGAGUCUUUGCAGGCCGCCUGUAUCCCAGUGUUACUCAGUAAUGGCUGGGAGUUACCUUUCUCUGAAGUCAUCCAAUGGAACCAGGCUGUCAUCGAGGGCGACGAGAGACUGUUGUUACAGGUGCCGUCGACAGCGCGUGCUGUGGGCAUUGACAGAGUGCUCGCGCUGAGGCAGCGCACACAGAUGCUCUGGGAGGCGUAUUUCUCCUCAGUGGAUAAGAUUGUACUCACCACACUGGAGAUCAUAAAGGACAGAGUGUAUUCCCACAUCUCCAGAAAUAAAUUAAUGUGGAAUUCCUUACCUGGUGGGCUGCUGGUUCUGCCCGAGUACUCUACACACCUGGCCCACUAUCCCUUCUAUUACUUAAACCUUGGGAUCAGCCCAGGUCAAGAGUUUACUGCUAUCAUUCAUGCCACAUCACCUCUGGUGUCCCAGUCUCAGCCAGUCAUGAAGCUUCUGCAGGUCGUCUCCAAAUCCAAAUACUGCUCACAGAUCAUAAUCUUGUGGAACAGUGAAAAGCCGCCCCCUCACCGGAAUAAAUGGCCACCUAUGCCAGUGCCCCUUAGCGUCACAGAUGGCAGAAGAAAAACGAGCAGUCGUUUCCUUCCUCAUGCAGCUAUUGAGACAGAGGCGGUUUUGAGCCUGGAUGAGGACACCGUUCUGUUGACCAGUGAGAUCAAUUUUGCUUUCCACGUGUGGCGGAGUUUCCCUGAGAGGAUUGUUGGCUACCCUCCCAGAAGCCAUUUUUGGGACCCUGUUAAACGAGCUUGGGGCUACACCUCUAAAUGGACCAAUGAGUACUCCAUUGUCCUCACUGGAGCAGCCUUCUAUCACAGGUAUUACCAUCACCUGUUCACUCACUACCUGCCCUCCUCCCUGCGUGCGCUGGUGGAUCGCACCUCUAACUGUGAUGAUAUCCUGAUGAAUUUCCUGGUCUCCGCUGUGACACACCUGCCACCCAUUAAAGUGGCGCAGAGGAAGCAGUACAAAGAGAUGCCGAUUCUGCAGGGCACAAAGAUGGCCCCAUGGGCGAACCCUGAGCACUUUACCCAGAGGCAAGAGUGUGUUAACGCCUUUGCAAGCUGGUUCGGCUACAUGCCCCUCGUGCACUCUCAAUUUCGCCUGGACCCUGUACUCUUCAAGGAUCACGUGUCUGUUCUGCGCAAGAAGUACAAAGACCUGGAGCGCGUCUGAGUUAGUUGGUUUAGACUGGAGACAGGUCACAGACUGAUACAGACACUGGUGGAGAGAUCUCACUAAAACAGAAAGAUCCUGACGACUUCAGCUUCUGGUUUUGGGUGGAUUCAACCUCCCUGCUGGCUUGUGGUGGCCAAUCAGUGGACAGGAUGGGGAUAUAUAUGACCGGUUCUCUAUGUAUGACUUCAUACAAGAUAAAAAAAAUUCGCAGAUUUGUCUAUCAUUCCUGCUGCCGUUUCAUUGGAGAAGAGUUUGUAGCGUUACGUGGUGAUGUGUCACCACCACCAAGCAACGGACUGAUUACAUGAACUGAAAAUUAUAUGACCAAUAAAAUAAUAAUGAAAUGCAAA
Misgurnus anguillicaudatus (oriental weatherfish) is the source of this 3856-nucleotide messenger RNA. RefSeq names its product exostosin-1c. NCBI's taxonomy places the organism in Eukaryota, Metazoa, Chordata, Actinopteri, Cypriniformes, Cobitidae. The record is from RefSeq and is a predicted model, not a curated record. Gene Ontology annotation, cellular component: membrane. Gene Ontology annotation, molecular function: glycosyltransferase activity.